Coregonus sp. 'balchen' is the source of this 12615-nucleotide messenger RNA. NCBI's taxonomy places the organism in Eukaryota, Metazoa, Chordata, Actinopteri, Salmoniformes, Salmonidae. The record is from the annotation of a GenBank genome assembly.
GCGCUGAAAGGGAAGAUCCUGGUGAAGGGGAAGAAGGAGAGAGUGGUGGAGAUGGAGAGCUCCUCCAGUUCUUCAGACCUCAGCUCCUCGGAGGAGUGUGAGUGUAGCGAAGCAGAGAGCAAAAAGAAGGAGGAGAAGAAGGUGUGUGUGUGCGUCUUUUGUCUGUCUUUCUUGCUGAAUCAGCUGAUUUGCUAAUUGUGUAUACUAUAGGCUUUCUUGAUCUCAUGUAGUACUAGUAACUUUGCCUUUCCUUUCUCUCUCGCUUCCUACUCCCUCUUCCCCUCUCUGUGUGUGUGUACCUCCAUAGCCGGGUGUCUCUAAGCUGAGUCCAGAGCUGUCAGACCUGGUGGUGUACACACGCAGUGUUCCCUUUAAAGGCUUUGACCAGGCCGCAAAGAAACCCCCCACUGAGAUGUCCUCCUUCUCAGAGAGCGAAGCCCUCAAACACGUCAAAGAAUCAGGUAUGGAGAGUGUGUGUGUUUGUGGGGGAGGUCUUUGUGUGUGUGUGUGUGUGUGUGUUCGUAUGUGCCAAUGUGUGUCCGUGUGUGUGUGUUUACAUACAAAGCUAAUUAACAGAGUAGCCUAAUAGCUCCCAAAAGAUAAUAGUUCAAUAAAAGCCCAAGAGUACAAUUAGUCUACUCUACACACUUAGCCAAUUACAUCAACAGGCUACUCUGUUAGUUAGCAUUGUAUGUAAACACAUACACACGGACCCACAUACGCACAAACCCACGUGCACCAGCAGCAUACCACCCUGCAUCCCACUGUUGGCUUGCCUCUGAAGCCCAGAGGGUCAGUCCCUAGAUAGGAGACCAGAUGCUGCUGGAAGUGGUGUUUGAGGGCCACUAGGGGGCACUCUUCCCUCUGGGCUAAGGAGAUCCCAAUGCCCCAGGGCAGUGGUGGGGACAUCGCCCUGCGAAGUUUGCCGUCUUUCGGAUGAGACGUUAAACCGGUGUCCCGACUCUCUGUGGUCAUUAACAAUCACAUGGCACUCAUCGUAAGAGUAGGGGUGUUAACCCUGGUGUCCUGGAUAAAUUGCCAACCUGGCCCCAUUUCCAUCAUGGCCACCUAAUUAUUCCCCUCAUUCCUAAUUGGCAUAUAUCACUCCUCAACUCUCCACCUGAUAGGUGAUGUGUGGUCUGGCGCAAAUUGGUUGCCGUGCAUCACCCAAGUGGGUGCUAAACAUUGGUGGUGGAUGAGGUGAGCUUCCCCCUUACUAUGUAAAGCGCUUUGGGUCUCUAGAAAAAGUGCUAUCUAAGUCCAAUCAAUUAUGAUUAUUAUUAUUAAUAUGUACACUAGGCUAUUUUUCUGCAUGCCCUGUUGAUUCCCUAUUGGGAAGACGAGACAGCUGGGCUGUGUUCAUUAGGCACCACAUGGAAGAAAACAGAUUGAAACAGGAAGGGUCUACCUGGACUUUCCAUUUUAAAAUGUUUCAAAAUGUUUCCUGUUGUAUGCCCUAAUGAACACAACCCUGUUCACCACAUAGGCUUCUCUGUUUUUCCCUUUUGCCAAUGUUUUAACUAUCCUUGCCCUCCUUCUUUCUCCCCCUUCUGCAGGGAAGCAUUUUGUCCGUCACAACAGCCAUCAGUUGAGCAGGAUCUAUCCCUCAGGACAACGCCUGCAGUCCUCCAACUACGAUCCCCAGGAUAUGUGGAACGGCGGUUGCCAGAUUGGUCAGAACAUUGUAACCACUCUCUGAAGUUGCCAGAUUAUGUUCACUAAAAUACACUAUGAAAGUAGAACGUCACAAACAGCAAAAUGUAACAUAUCUACUUUCAUAGCGUGUUUUCAAGAAAUAUGGUUAGUAUGGCCCAUCACAGAAAUGUGAAACAGUGGUUACCAGGUACACUGUUCCUCACUGGGAGGCCAGUGUUGGUUGCCAGAUUUGAUAGUAUUUCUGAAUUCCAGGUGAUUGGAAAUUGUAUGUUGCUACACUGGUCAGUGCCUUACACUCCUUUACAGAGCAAUGAUCCUGCAUUCUAUUACACUCUAAUGGACAACAGAAAUUCUCUAUUACUUAGACAGAUAUAUAAAGCACAAUACACUGUAACUCUAAACCACAGUGAUUAUCCUGUAAUGACCUACAGUAUGUCCUGUAAUGCGCUAAAACACUCUUGUGGCAGGCAGCUGACCUGGCUAAUGUCUAGGCUUUAGCUCAACGCACUAAAUCACCGUAGUUAACUGAAAUAUUUGUUUCUCCAGUGGCGCUGAACUUCCAGACGGCAGGGGAAGAGAUGGACCUGAACCGGGGUCGCUUUUUACACAACGGCCUUUGUGGAUACGUCCUCAAGCCCUCCUUCAUGACCCGCCCAGACUGCAACUUCAACCCCGAGAACACAGGUGGAGGACCCGGACACGACCCCACCCUCCUCACCAUACGGGUAAGUGGGCGCUCCCAGAUGACCAGACAGCCCCCCAAAUCAAUCCAAGUUAACUUUGUCAAUCCGCCAAGAGGCCAUUGAGAAGGUAACAAGUUCAGACUGUCGCAAAAAAGAAAUUAAAUGUAUAGAAUUAAAAUCAAUGCCUCACUUUUCUCUAAUGCUAUUUUUCUCAAUCCUGUUUUACCCAAUUCCCAUUUUUCCCAAUCCUAUUUUUCCCAUUCCUGUUUUUCCCAAUCCCAUUAUAACCAAUCCCAUGCAGGUGAUCUCAGCCCAGCAGCUUCCCAAGCCAGAGUGGGAUAAACCCAGCUCCAUUGUGGACCCUCAGGUGUGGGUGGAGACCCAUGGCGUUCCCAUCGAUAACAACAAGAAGAUGACCCCCCGUGUGGACAACAACGGUAAAUAUACAGUGCAUUCGGAAAGUAUUCAGACCCAUUGACUUUUUCUAAAAUUAAUUAAAUAGUUUUUUUCCCUCAUCAAUCUAAACACAAUACCCCAUAAUGACAAAGCAAAAACUGUUUUUUGGAAAUUUUUGCAAAUGUAUUAAAAAUAAAAAUGAAAAUGAAAUAUGAAAUUUACAUAAGUAUUCAGACCCUUUACUUAGUACUUUGUUGAAGCACCUUUGGCAGUGAUUACAGCCUCAAGUCUUCUUGGGUAUGACGCACACCUGUAUUUGGGGAGUUUCUCCCAUUCUUCUCUGCAGAUCCUCUCAAGCUCUGUCAGGUUGGAUGGGGAGCGUCGCUGCACAGCUAUUUUCAGGUUUCUCCAGAGAUGUUCGAUCAGGUUUUUAGUCCGGGCUCUGGCUGGGCCACUCAAGGACAUUCAGAGACUUGUCUCGAAGCCAGUAUGAAGAAUACAAUUCAACAUGCUGUAGCUGAAUAAAAUAGAAAGGAUAUUUUCUCCAAACGAUUUGAGGGAGUGCACACAUGCGGCUAUUAGGUGAUGAGCGGUUAACAAAGAAACAUGUACUCCUAUAUGCUUAAUUCAGAGUUAUUUAUGUAACUUUAGUUGUGAUACAAAUGUUGGACUAUAUGUUUAGAUUUUUUAUACAUUCAAAGCUGCAUGAUGCGACUGAAAGGCAUGAUCUCUGCUUUGUUUUUUGCGCAGGCUGUACACACUUCAUCAGUCUCUCUCAUUCUCAAUUUGACAAGCACUUGAUAAUGCCUCGAGUUUCCCGGCUGCAUCCCCUUUGUGUGGCCGUAAUGCCCCCUAAAAUAAUUUGUGCCUUUUGCGGCCAGUGGCCGUUGUGCCCGUGGGCUGAAUAUAAUAAUUAUAAUUCCCUUCUCCCGGCUGCGUGCCGAAGCACCUCUCACUCACAUGGCCCUCAGUGACGUGAGUGGGUCUUUCUCACAGGCUACAAGUGAAGACAGACACAUCAGGGACACAACUGCGUGCGUCGUUAUCCAAUUCCGAGGCGCAUAUUGAAGAUAUUGGAAGAACUGUCAUUUACUUUUCGUCAGCCACUAAGAUGAAUAGGCCUAACGAACAACAAAAGCACUAGCCUAUGUCAAUCUACUAUCCCCCAUAGUACAAAAGUGGACCUAUUCUAUUCUGUGCUAGAAAUAAAUAUUCCAAACAUAGUCUGGGACAGUUGUGGGAUGUUUUAAGCAAUGAGCCUGACGCAACAGAUCAGAAAGUUUAGCUUAAAAUGUUGAUAAACUAUUAGGCUAUUUCUUCACAUUAUAAGCGCAGCAAUGCGCACACGGCAGUAGGCUAUAAGCGCGAAUGUGCCAUUAGCAGGAAAACACCAUUCUCAAAAAUGAACGCAAAUGUGAUUAUGCAUGUAAUGCUUUUAUUAUAAACGUGCAUUUGUAUGUCCCCGAGUGGCGCAGUGGUCUAAGGCACUACAUCGCAGUGCUAGCUGUGCCACUAGAGAUCCUGGUUCGUAAUCCAGGCUCUGACGUAGCCGGCCGCGACCGGGAGACCUAUGGGGCGGCGCACAAUUGGCCCAGGGUAGGGGAGGGAAUGGCCGGCAGGGAUGUAGCUCAGUUGGUAGAGCAUGGCGUUUGCAAUGCCAGGGUUGUGGGUUCGAUUCCCACGGGGGGCCAGUAUGAAAAAUAAAAAAAAUUAUGUAAGUCACUCUGGAUAAGAGCGUCUGCUAUAUGACUAAAAUGUAUGGUGAAAAUUAUCUUCCCCAAACUUAAAACUCACGCGCUGCAUAUGUAUGCCAGUUUGGCUCUACACCCGUUGUAACACGGAUUAAUGUGCUUAAUUUUAAGAAGUUAUUUGGCCACUUUAGUUGUGAUACAAACCUUAUCAAAACAUAUAGGCCUAUGGGCUAGGCUACUAUGAUUUGAAAAAGUCACACAAAAAAGGAAUGGCGGUUUCUUGCCUUAAACUGGGCAUCAUUCACAAGUGAUAAUAUAUCAUUCACAAGUGAUAGGCUAAUAUUGUCACCCAUCAGACUAUUCUUGAUUUAAUCUUGUCUUUACAUAUACAAAAUAAUAUAUGUGUGACAUUUGUUUUGAUUUAGAAUGGACCAUUAUCAUGUACCUGAUUCGAAACAGGGGCAGGGGAAAAAAAGACGUCAUCUAUGCACUUAAAUAGCGAAUGGAGGACACUUUUCCCGCGGUUCAUUUUCAUGCCAGCCUGGUAGGCUAUACUCCUGUUGUAAAGAGAAGCAAUGUGCUUAAUAUUAGUAAAGUUGAGAAAUAAAUAUAGUAGGCCUAGCCUAUUGAAAGCUGAUGAGAUCCUCUUUUUAAUAGAGGCCAUCACUCUUGUUUUCUCACGCAAUUGCAUAGCCUAUAGAAGUGUUGCGCAACAUGAGCGCAUGGGCUCUCAUGAAGUGUUUGAUUUAGAUUUUUGAUUACAUUUGCAUUGAUGUCAGAGUGAUUAGAGGGACAACAAAAGUGCUGAGUACCAGGCAGUUAGCAAGUUUGGUAGUGACCUAAUGACCAUCAGCAGCAUCAGAGCUUGGAGAAGCCUAAUUACUGUGACUAAACGGUCACGUGGAAUUUGACUGCCGCCAUGACUCGUGACCGCCGGUGUGGCGGUAAUACGGUCACCGUAACAGCCCUAGAUCCUACUCCAUUUCUCUUUACAACUUGCACCUGUAGAACAGCAAAGUUUUCAUUUAGCUAAUUUUAUUAAUCCAUUUCUUUGUUUUUCCUAACAAAAAACAAAACAUAAAAAUCUAAUUUAUUUGAUCAUUUCUGGGAGUAAGGAUUUCCAAUGACGGGCCUUUUGCUGUAAGAGAACAUGGUCAAGUUUGACAUAUAAAUACAUCCCAAGAUUUAUGCCCAUUGGUUGAGAGAGAAGGUGAUAAUUACAAGAGUGUGCCCAUAGGUUAAACAGCAAGCGUGAAGAAUGUGCAAUUACUGUUCCGUGCUCAUAGGCUAUAAGGUAAAUAGGUGAAUGACAUUCCGCAUGUGGCUAAUAGAAAAGAGGAGGAGAGACUAUGCUGAUGAUAAUAACUAUUAUCACUAACUAUUUUCAUGACAUUGACUGACCAGGUGAAAGCUAUGAUUCCAUAUUGAUGUCUGUCACGACCCGGUGCGAGAAACAGUCACUAAUAAUUGUCAGAACCCAGAAGAUGAGGCAGACACAGCAGUACUAGAGAUGGUGGUUUAAUAAAGAACAAAAUCUUCAGGCAAAGAAACUAAAUCCACAAUGUCCAAAAAAUAAAGCCAAGAGGCACAAAGAGGAAAACCUCCAAAAAACAAAAGAAACUCCACAAAGUGGUAAAAAACAGCAGGGAAAAACAAACCUCAAAAGACUACUCAAACAAAACACAAGAACUAAACCAGAGAACCUCUGGAAAAUCCCACCAGAGAAAAAUCUAUAUAAACAAGGCUUGGGCUGGGGCUGGGUGCUAACUUACAAACACUGAGCAAGGAACUGAGGAACACACAGGGUUUAAAUACUAACAAGGGAAUGACCUACAGGUGCAAACAAUAAUUAGAGCAAGAAAAACAAAAGGUACAAAAAAAGUGCAAUGGGGACAUCUAGUGACCAAAACCCGAACAGUCAUGGCCAAAACCUGACAGAAUCCCCCUCCUAGGAACGGCUCCUGACGUUCCUACCAGCCUUCUCAGGGUGGAGGGCCCUGAACUGACGAAUGAGGUCAGGGUCCAGUAUGUCCUUGGCAGGAACCCAGGAGCGCUCCUCGGGACCGUAGCCUUCCCAGUCCACCAGAUACUGCCAGGACCGCUGCACCCGGCGGGAAUCCAGUAUCCGGUGGACGGUAUAAGCCGACUGGCCACCGAUGACACGGGGCGGAGGGGGAGGUCUGCCUGCCGGGAUAAGGGGAGAAAAAACAACAGGUUUUAAUAAAGAAAUGUGAAAUGUUGGAUUGAUCUUAAGGGAUCUGGGUAAGUGCAGGCGAAAAGUAACGGGAUUGACUCUCCUGGCAAUCUUAAAGGGACCGAUGAACCUCUGGGACAGCUUGCGAGACUCCACCCGUAGUGGUAGGUUCUUAGUUGAGAGCCAUACUCUCUGGCCGGGGUACAGGGUAGGACCGGGACGGCGACCUCUGUUGGCUUGUCGUUGGUACUGCUGAGAGGAACGCAGAAGAUUAAGACGUGCCUUCUUCCACGUAAGCCGACAGCGUCUGAUGAACCUCGAGGCUGAAGGCACUCUGACUUCUGCCUCCUGGUCCGGGAACAAUAGAGGCGCAUAGCCAAACUGACACUCAUGCGGGGACAUACCAGUGGAGGAGGAGCACAAGGUGUUGUGCGCGUACUCGGCCCAAACAAUGAAGGAUGACCAAGUGGACGGGUUGUUGGAAACCAUGCAUCUGAGGGUGGUUUCCAGCUCCUGAUUCAUCCUCUCAGUUUGGCCAUUGGACUCCGGAUGGUACCCUGAAGAUAAACUGGCCGUGGCCCCUAUGAGUUGGCAGAAGGCCUUCCAAAACCUUGAGGCGAACUGGGGACCUCUGUCGGAAACCAUAUCUUGCGGAAUCCCAAAGACUCGGAACACAUGGUUAAUCACCAACUCAGCUGUUUCCUUGGCAGAAGGUAAUUUGGUCAAAGGAACAAACCUGGCCGCCUUAGAAAACCUGUCGAUGAUGACUAGGAUCGUAGUAUUACCAUGGGACGGAGGAAGGCCAGUAAUAAAGUCCAACGAGAUAUGGGACCAGGGUCGGUGGGGAAUAGAUAGAGGGUGAAGGAGUCCUUGAGGGCGGAGGUGAGAAGAUUUGCCCUGGCAGCACACGGAACAGGCCUUGAUGAAAGUGGCAACGUCUUCUUUUAUGGUGGGCCACCAGAACUUACGCUGGAUGAACUCCAAGGUGCGGCCUACGCCCGGGUGACAGGUGAGGCGAGAGGAGUGCCCCCACCGAAGGACUUGGGACCUUGCUGCCUUGGGAACAAACAACCGAUUAGCAGGACCUCCUCCAGGGCCCGGUUCGAUGGCUUGAGCUUGUUUCACGGUAUCCUCCACUUGCCACGAGAUCGGAGCCACGAUCUUAGCGGCCGGAAGGACAGUCAUGUCAGUAUCUUCUCGAAUGGCAGGAGAGUAGAUUCGUGACAAGGCGUCCGGUUUGAGAUUCUUCGACCCGGGUCUAUAGGUGAGGAUAAACUGAAAUCGGCUGAAGAAAAGAGACCAUCGAGCUUGUCUGGCGUUCAACCGCUUCGCCUGCUGGAUAUACUCCAGAUUCUUGUGGUCCGUAAGCACUUGAAACGGUUGAGAAGCCCCCUCGAGCCAGUGUCUCCAUUCCUUCAAUGCCAUCUUAACCGCUAGGAGUUCACGAUCCCCCACAUCGUAAUUCCUCUCGGCCGGGGUAAGCCGGUGAGAGAAGAAGGCGCAAGGAUGAAGCUUCUUGUCUUCACCCCUCUGAGACAGGACGGCUCCAACCCCAACCUCUGAUGCGUCUACCUCCACCACAAAAGGUUCAUCCGCCGUUGGUAGUGUCAGGAUGGGAGCAGAGAGGAUGCGCUGCUUGAGUCCUUGGAAGGCCGUCUCAGCUUCUCUUCCCCACAGAAACCUUGUGUUGCCACCCUUGGUUACCGCCGAGAGAGGGGCUGCCACCGAGCUGAAGUUCUUGAUGAACUUGCGGUAAAAGUUGGUGAAGCCCAGGAAACGCUGAACUUCCUUAACGGACUUGGGGGUGGGCCAAUCCGCUACCGCCUCUACCUUCUUGGGGUCCAUCUGGACUCGUCCGGGUUCCACUAUAAAUCCCAGGAAUUGUACUCGAGAGGAAUGGAAUUCACACUUCUCCGGCUUAACGUACAAAUGGCUGUCUAGGAGGCGUUUGAGCACUUGUCUGACAUGCUUAGUGUGUUCUUGAAGGGAGCUCGAAAAGAUGAGGAUGUCAUCCAAGUAAACAAACACAAAGAUGUUAAGCAUAUCCCUAAGCACAUCGUUUAUGAGCGCUUGGAACACAGCCGGAGCGUUGGUCAGGCCGAAGGGCAUCACCGAGUAUUCGUAGUGACCAGUAGGCGUGUUGAAAGCGGUCUUCCACUCGUCCCCGGGUUUGAUCCGCACAAGAUGGUAUGCGUUCCGCAGGUCAAGCUUAGUGAAGACAACUGCUUCCUGGAGCAGCUCAAAGGCUGUGGCCAUAAGGGGUAGCGGGUAGCGGUUACGGACGGUUAUGGCAUUGAGUCCCCGGUAGUCGAUGCAAGGUCGUAAUCCACCGUCUUUCUUGGCCACAAAGAAAAACCCUGCUCCCGCCGGCGAGGUAGAUGGACGCAUGAGGCCUGCUGUCAGAGCGUCCUUGAUGUAGGUAUCCAUAGCAGCUCGUUCGGGAGGAGAAAGGGAAAAGAUCCGACCCCUGGGAGGGCAGGUCCCCGGCAACAGGUCGAUGGUGCAAUCGUAAGGUCUAUGGGGUGGUAGUUUGGUGGCCCUCUGUUUGCUAAAUACCAGUUUGAGGUCAUGGUAACACUCGGGAACUCGGGACAAGUCGAUGGAUUCUAGAGACUCGGAAGGAGAACUCUGGGAACUCGGGAAGAUACAAGUGGCUUGGCACGUAGGACCCCACUGCUUGAUAGUGCCCACAGACCAGUCGAUGUGAGGGUUAUGGCUGUGAAGCCAGGGAUAACCAAGGACGAGAGGAAACUCGGAACAGGAGAUCAGAUGAAAGUUCAUCACUUCCUGGUGUUGGGAAACUGAAAGUCGUAAGGGGGUAGUGGCACGAGUGACAAGUCCAGAUCCCAAAGGACUUCUAUCCAACGUAGUAACCCUUAUGGGGUCACUUAGAGGUUCAGAAGGAACGCCAUUCUCCUUCGCCCAGAUCCCAUCCAUGAAGUUACCUGCGGCUCCAGAGUCUACCAAGGCUUGAAGAGAAAACUCGUGGUCGUCCCAGGAAAGGGUAACAGGAAUGAGCAGGCGGGAGUUGGAUGGAUGGGAGGAGGUUAUGUUUCCCGUUACAGUCCUCCCAGGCCUGCACGGGAGAGUGCGUUUCCCUGGAGCCCGGGACACGUGGAGCGGAAAUGGCCCGGUUUGCCGCAAUAUAGACAGCAUCGCUCCCUCAUCCGGCGGUCUCUCUCAGCCUGGGAGAUGCGUCCAACCUGCAUGGGUUCUGGUGGAGCCAGCGAGGAUAAAGGUGGAGACUCGGAGCUGGAACCGAUAGGAGCUAGGGUGAGCGAUCUAUGGUUUUGUUCUCUCUCUCUCAGACGCUGGUCUAUGCGUGAAGCCAACUUGAUAAGGGACUCGAGGUUGUCCGGUGGUUCCCGAGUGGCCAGUUCAUCUUGGAUGGUGUCAGAAAGACCCUUCAAAAAACACACUGUGAGCGCCUCGUCGUUCCAGCCACUUGCUGCUGCCACAGUGCGGAACUGGAUGGCAUAGUCCGUCACGCUGCGCCGACCUUGGCGGAGAGUCAGGAGCUGUUUGGCUGAGUCAGGGCCGUUGGUAGGACCUUGAAACACUCGCUUGAAUUCUUCAGCAAAGGUAGAGUAGCUGGCACAGCAGGGACUUUGGGCAUCCCACACAGCAGUAGCCCAGGCUAGGGCCUUUUCCGACAGCAGGGUGAUGAUAUAUGCUAUCUUGGACCGGUCGGUGGGAAACGACGAUGGUUGCAGCUCAAAGGAGAGAGAACAUUGGGUGAAAAACCCCUUACAAACACUCGGGUCCCCUGAGAACCGUUGGGGAGGCGGCAGACGAGGUUCAGCCAGGGGAUUAACUGCCAGGGGCCCUUGAAUCGGAUGAACUGGAGCAGAAGCGGUUGCCGGGGAAAGUCGAUCCGAAAUCUGCUUUAUGGAAGUCAGCAUCUCUGACAGAAGUUGAGAAUGUCUAGCCAUUAAGGCCUCUUGCUGAACCAGAGCAGCUUCGUGGCGUUGGACAGUCCCCUCAUGGUGGGACAGCAUGGAAAAAAGAUCCUGGGUACUGGCUGCCUCUGGGUUCAUAAUAAUGGCUCAGUGUUUCUGUCACGACCCGGUGCGAGAAACAGUCACUAAUAAUUGUCAGAACCCAGAAGAUGAGGCAGACACAGCAGUACUAGAGAUGGUGGUUUAAUAAAGAACAAAAUCUUCAGGCAAAGAAACUAAAUCCACAAUGUCCAAAAAAUAAAGCCAAGAGGCACAAAGAGGAAAACCUCCAAAAAACAAAAGAAACUCCACAAAGUGGUAAAAAACAGCAGGGAAAAACAAACCUCAAAAGACUACUCAAACAAAACACAAGAACUAAACCAGAGAACCUCUGGAAAAUCCCACCAGAGAAAAAUCUAUAUAAACAAGGCUUGGGCUGGGGCUGGGGCUGGGUGCUAACUUACAAACACUGAGCAAGGAACUGAGGAACACACAGGGUUUAAAUACUAACAAGGGAAUGACCUACAGGUGCAAACAAUAAUUAGAGCAAGAAAAACAAAAGGUACAAAAAAAGUGCAAUGGGGACAUCUAGUGACCAAAACCCGAACAGUCAUGGCCAAAACCUGACAGAUGUCACUUGUUAAAUCCACUUCAUUCAGUGUAGAUGAAGGGGAGGAUACAUGUUAAAGAAGGAUUUUUAAGCCUUGAGACAAUUGAGACAUGGAUUAUGUAUGUGUUCCAUUCAGAGGGUGAAUGAGCAAGACCAAAUAUUUAAGUACCUUUGAACGGGGUAUGGUAGUAGGUGCCAGGUGCACCGGUUUGAGUGUGUCAAGAACUGCAUAGCUGCUGGGUUUUUAAUGCUCAACAGUUUCCCGUGUGCAUCAAGAAUGGUCCACCACCCAAAGGAUAUCCACCCAACUUGACACAACAGUGGGACGCAUUGGAGUCAACAUGGGCCAGCAUCCCUCUGGAACGCUUUCGAAAACUUGUAGAAUCCAUGCCCCAAUUAAUUGAGGCUGUUCUGAGGGGAACGGGGUGCAACUCAAUAUUAGGAAGGUGUCCCUAAUAUUUUAUAAACUCAGUGUAUACAGGUAACUGCCAAAAUAAUGGAAACACUUGAGUAAAUGAGGGAAACAAAGUAUAUUGAAAGCAGGUGCUUCCACACAGGUGUGGUUCCUGAGUUAAUUAAGCAAUUAACAUCCCAUCAUGCUUAGGGUAGUUUAUAAAAUGCUAGGCAUUUGCCCUAUUAAGACAAUUUAUUUAUGUGUUUCCUUUAUUUUGGCAGUUACCUGGACAGUCCCACUAUGCACAUAGAAGAGGAAGCAAUGUGAAUUGUAUUGUGCUUACUGAAAGAAGUAAAGUGAGCUAUCUAUUCAGACCAGCCUUACUGAUUGAACCUACGUUAUCAACUACAUUUCAAUUUACUGAAGUAAACUGAAAUUCCAAUUGAAAUGGAAUUGAGCCCAAACCUGAUGUAUGAAUAGAAGAUACAUGAAAACAUUUCUGUGUUGAACCCUUCGCUCUCCCUCUCUCCUAUGGUUUGUCAGGGUUUAACCCUCGGUGGGACUGCACCUUCAACUUCACUCUGCAUGUCCCUGAGCUGGCUCUGGUGCGCUUCAUGGUGGAGGACCACGACUUCACCUCCAGAAACGACUUCCUGGGACAGUUCACCCUGCCCUUCACCAGCCUCCGCACAGGUGUGUGUGUGUGUGUGUGUUUACAUGUGUAGGUGUGUGUCAAAAUAACAUAUCUUACUGUUUAGACUAUAGCCAAUAAUCAGUUUUGUCUGACCUUUCACCUCUGCCCUCUCGCCCCCAGGUUACCGUCAUGUCCACCUGCUGAAGGUCGAUGGUUCCAGCCUGUCACCCACUUCUCUGUUCAUCCAUGUUAAGGUCACCCCCUGCCACAGUAGCCCCUCCAAGGCCUCAGCCAAAUCUCCGUCCUCAACCAAGAUCGUAGCCAAAUCACCAGCCAUAUCUCCAACCAAGAUCGUAGCCAAAUCACCAGCCAUAUCUCCAACCACGUCCCAAGCCAAAUCACCAGCGAAGAAGCAUUAA